AUGCCGUGGUCUUUCGCCCUUCCGCAAGCUGUUUUCGCGUCACCGCUGUUCGCGGUCGGGACCCCCAUCCCCCCCGGCUGGCUCUUUGCGCCCGCAUGGACUAUCCUCUACGGAUUGAUGGGAUACGCUUCUCAUCACGCAACAACGGUUGCCCACGAGUCCCUCUCGUUGGCUGUGCGCGAUAGCAACGCGACCGCCCAGACCCUGUACACGACCCAGCUGGCGCUAAACUUCCUGUGGAUGCCGUUGUUCUUCGGGGUGGGGAGGCCGGCCGCGGCCCUCGGCGAUAUGGCUCUGCUCAUUGGCAACGUGAGCCUGCUUUUGGCUAACUGGUGGUCGGCGGAUCGCACGGCCUUCUGGUUGAUGACUCCAUAUUAUGCGUGGUUGGGAUAUGCCUGCUAUCUCAAUGCAGGCACUGGAUAUCUGAAUGGCUGGACACUUCCAGGGAAGAAGCGCUCGGAUUAA
Penicillium atrosanguineum is the source of this 465-nucleotide messenger RNA. RefSeq names its product TspO/MBR family protein. The record is from RefSeq and is a predicted model, not a curated record. The transcript has 2 exons. Lineage: Eukaryota; Fungi; Ascomycota; Eurotiomycetes; Eurotiales; Aspergillaceae. Gene Ontology annotation, cellular component: mitochondrial outer membrane. Bases 1 to 465 code for a protein of 154 amino acids.